This is a messenger RNA of Pocillopora meandrina, 1643 nucleotides long. NCBI's taxonomy places the organism in Eukaryota, Metazoa, Cnidaria, Anthozoa, Scleractinia, Pocilloporidae. The record is from the annotation of a GenBank genome assembly.
AUGGCGUGUACCUUCUCACUUUUGGUCGGUGGAGAAUGCGGGGCUGAUCCAAAGUCAAAGACUGCGUCGCGUAAAAUCGUACCCUUGGUAUCAAGCUCAAAGAAUAUAUCGAGCCACAAAAAACAGCUUCAAUUCAGUGGCUGCGAAACGGAAACUGAGCUUAUUCUAGCCCGCAGUGGUUGUUUCCAAACGCCAGAAAAUAUCCACGACAUGACUAUCUGUCCGCUGCACCGCGUUAGUUUGGGUAUUGGGUGGCGAAGGUCUAAGCGGGUAUGCAGUGUUCCAGGCAAACUCUCUGGACACAGUGAAGAAUCCAAGAAAAAUGCCGAGCGGGGUUGUAGCUUGGCUCAGUCGAAGUACAUAUUGGAAGCCACUGGUAAUUUCAUUCCAGUUGGUUCAGGUAAAUACAAUCCUUCUUCUUUUGUAAUACUUGCGGGAGUAAAACAUUUGUUUAUAACGUAUGACGUCAUAUAACACAUCAAACAUAUCUCUGCCGUCGUUAAAAUGGUGAGUCAGUUCAGUUAGCUUGGCCUUGCCCGUUUUAUUGGAAUGGUUCGGCUAAUACCUUGGUUCCCUUUAAAAUUUCCGUUUUGUUAAUAUAUGAAGCCGGACUGACCCACUUGCAGAAAUCUCUCCUCAAGGCAACCAGUAUCUCGUCAGCCUGGUCUCUCAUAUAAACAUAGCAAAAAUUUUAUAAGGACACGGGGUAUAAGCCGAGCCAGCCGGAUAAAGCAGGCAAGCUGGGCUAAUCGGGCUGGCUCACUACACAUAAACAGGCCUUAAACCCUAUGUUCACACUAUGCAAGAUAUCUUUGUUCCGGCAAGAAAACCAAACCCGGGAUAGGGCUUUUGUUCACACUCAAGAACUGUGAUUUCGGCGCCAUUUCUGGAAAGGAUCCAAGCUGCGCCUUACCGAUUUCGAAGGGUAGCCUCGCAUAUAGUCUACGUAGUGGCGGUUUUUUGAUGUGUGUUUUUUUUCUUCUUUUGUGGUUCGCAAAGUAAGAAUUACAGCCCAGCGAUACGCUGAACCAAGGUCCAAAAAGAAAACGAUGAGAGAGGGGCGUGUGUAAAAAUGAUAAAUGGUGUAGCAAGAAAUCAGAAAUGCAAGUGCGGGUGAGAAAAUAUAAAAAGAGUGGGUUAACAUUUUUGUAAUUUUUUAUAUUUUUUUUUAGCGAUUUGUACUAAGUGUCGAAAGAACCUGACGAAACAAGCAAAUACCCCUGAAAGCAGUCUGCCACAAUCAGAUUUUGACGAACUUACAGAGCAUCUAGGUGAGCUUACUCUGGUAAGUAAGUAAGUAAGACAUUCUAUGAUUUAUGUCUACAAACUACAAAGAUCUUUCCUUGUAAUAUUAGAAACCGUACGCAGCUAGUUUGAAUCCAAUUUUGAGUACGUUCAAACUGUUUUAUGUUUGUACUGACAACAACGAAACUGGAAGAAGAAGUAUUUUGGGGUCUUACUUCAGACUUUUUAAUUUUUUUUUUUUUAAUUUUGUGAAAUUUUAGGCAGAAACUGCAGCAGCCCAAGUAAUUCAUGUUGAUGAAAGAAGAGAGAGUAUAUUCAUCCCAGAAUCGGAUUUGGAAGGUUCUGAUUUUGAGAACACACCGCAUAGAAGCCAAGUAGACGCGGCAAAAAGCCUUUAA